This is a messenger RNA of Jaculus jaculus (lesser Egyptian jerboa), 3454 nucleotides long. RefSeq names its product coiled-coil domain containing 14 (gene Ccdc14). Gene Ontology annotation, cellular component: centriolar satellite. Gene Ontology annotation, biological process: protein localization to centrosome. The transcript has 13 exons. The record is from RefSeq and is a predicted model, not a curated record. Bases 47 to 2743 code for a protein of 898 amino acids. NCBI's taxonomy places the organism in Eukaryota, Metazoa, Chordata, Mammalia, Rodentia, Dipodidae.
GGAGGCUUCGUUACUCUACGUCUGAGCUUUUCUGUGGCUGAGAGAAAUGGUCAGGUCCGGAUCUCGACCGGGCCAGGUGUUAUCUUCAGGAAGACAGCCUGGAUCUGCUAAGUUAACAAAUGGAAAGAAGGGGAUUAAUUUAAGAAAAACAGCACGUAUUAAUGCAGAAUCUGGCUAUCCCAUUCAUUCUGAUUCAGAAAGUCAGAGUGAAACUGCACACGGACUUGACGGCUGUGCUUCUUUGCUGCGGGAUAUUUUGAGAAAUGAAGAUUCAGGUUCAGAAAUACCAUUUUCAGAAAAUAGAUAUAAGUCCAGACCUUUAGCAGGCAAAAACUGUGGAUCUAAAAAGAAAGGACAUGAAAAACAUAUUGCUCCAUCUAUAGUUCGAAAGGAAAUACUCUCUUCAAAUAAGAAACAGAUUCCUAAUGAAGCGUCUUCUGGGAGUGAAAGAGACACAGCAGACUUAGCACAAAAUUGUUCAUUGCAAGAUUAUAGGUUGUACUCACCAAUGAUAUACCAAGCCCUCUGUGAGCACGUGCAAACUCAAAUGUCACUGAUGAAUAACUUGCCUGCAAAGAAUGACCCUCAUGGAGUUCCUGCUGUCCCUUGCCAUAGUAUGCCUGGCUCUGAAUCUCAGGCAACAUCGUGCCCUGGUCAUGGCUCUUGCACCUCUGGCCCGAUCCACGCAACCCAGCCGCAGUCCUGCUCCCCAGUGGUUUGUUGUGAAGUACAGACAAAUGGUGAUAACCAGCUUGGAUCACAAGGUCAAACAACUUCUGCAAACUAUCCUUCUGCUCCCAGGAAUGCAUUCAGUAUCCAUCCUGGAGUUCCCUGUAGCUCACCCCACACUGGCAGAGCUGCUAUUCCAACAUGGCAGCAGCUGAGUCUUGCUAAUUGGAUUCUACCACAACAAAGAGUCCCUAAAGAAGCAGACCUUCUGAAGUGUUUGCAAACACAUAUGUCUCUGCUUCAAUCUCAUGGAAAAGAAAUUUUCCCGGACAGUCAGACACACCAGAGACCCACUCAAUCACACCCAGCCUUCUUGGCCACUAAUGAAGAAAAGUGUGCCAAAGAACAAAUUGGAGAGGCCACAAAUGAAGGAAAGUAUUCAAACAUACAUGUUCAAGAUGCAAAAAUAGCCAAGGAUGUACAGAAGGCAAAAAAUGUGAACUACGCUGCUGACAAAGUUAGAACUGUAAAGUAUUUGUUGGGAGAGCUCAAGGCCCUGGUAACAGAACAAGAGGAUUCAGAAACUCAGAGAUUGGUAACAGAAUUGGAAUCAUGUAUAUCUGGGCUUCUAGAAGUAAAUGGACACACAAAUAUUCAAGUUGAAAUAGCACUGGCCAUGCAGCCAUUGAGAAAUGAAAAUGCUCAUUUACGAAGGCAAUUGAGAAUUAUGAAUCAACAUCUCAGAGAGCAAGAAGAAACCCGAAAGGCACCUGGCAAUCUUGAAUUGUUUUCCCUUAAGUUACUGAAUCUGAUACUACAAAAUCAACUGGAGGAGUCCCUGAAGAGCCAGGGACUGCUACACAAUAAAAAUGAAGAGCUCUUAAAAGUAAUAGAAGAUCAGAGAAGUGAAAACAAAAAAUUAACUGGUAUAUUUAAAGACAAAGACCAAGCUCUCCUUGAAAAUAAACAGCAAUUUGACAUUGAGAUGACAAGGAUGAAAAUUGAAUUGGAGGAAGCCUUAGCCAAUAUGAAAAAUGCUCAGCUUAAGUUAGAAACGACUGAAAAAGAAAAUCAGAUAUUAGGAAUAACACUACGCCAGCGUGAUGCUGAAGUUUCUCGACUGAGAGAAUUAACCAGAACUUUACAGAACAGCAUGGCAAAGCUGCUCUCAGAUCUUAGUAUGGACACUGUUCGCUGCAAGCCUGGGAAUAGCCUUACUAAGUCUCUUCUGAAUAUUUAUGAUAAACAACUUCAGCAGGACCCAAACCCUCUUCACACUUCCAUAAUGAGCUACCUAAGUAAGUUAGAAACAGAUCACCAAUUUACACACUCAGAGCUACUUUCUACAAUUAAACAUGAGAACGCCAUGGAACCAAACAGACCUUAUGAAAACAUUCAGCCCGCUCAAGUCCCUCCAAGUGGUGACACCAAGGUCAUAGAUGAGGUAGCUGCGCCUGGAAUCCUUUCUACCCGUUUAGAGCAGGCUUCUGAUUCAGAAUGUGAAACUAUGACUUUAAUAGAAGAUGAGUAUAAUUUGGAUAACACAAUUUAUAUUCCUUUUGCAAGAAGUACUUCUGAAAAGCAUCCCUCACUUUCUAAGAGAUCAUCUCCUCAGCCAAAGGUAAGUGCUGCUACAUCACAGCUCGUUGACAACAGUGCACUUAUCUCCCAGAGAGAAAAUAAACAGAGUGGACCUGUGGUUUGUUCUUUGCAAAACAAAGCAGAAGAUGUGCCUCAAAACCCACCCAGAACACCUGACAGGGAGGAUAUACAGCUCCUCAGGAAAAUAAAGGAAGCACUUAGUAAGAUCCCGGCUGCUGCCACGCAGGACCCAGAGAAAGAGACGACGGAUCCCAGCCCAUCACCAUGUCACGUUACUGGUGUUCAAGGGAAAGGCAAUGUUGUCAGUGAUGGCAGCUUUUUAAAUUCUGACUUCAUGUCCGACUGGAGCAUCUCUUCUUUAUCAACAUUCACUUCUCAUGACGAACAAGACUUCAGAAAUGGCCUGGCAGCAUUGGAUGCCAACAUAGCAAGACUCCAGAAGUCAUUGAACACUGGCCUUCUGGAGAAAUGAGAAGAAAACUUAAAUAUUUCCUGAUUUUAAAAAUAGAACUUGGCCUGAUUGAUGGUAUAUUUUAACUUUCUUUAGAGUGAUGACUUUUUAGAUUAUUAAUUAUGUAUGAAAUUAUAAUUAAUUUACUGUUGGAAUAUUUUAACAGUGUGGCUUAUAUAAAAACAAGUUAUCUUAACAAAUUAAUAAUUGCUAAGAGAAGAAAGUUGUAUGUGACUAGCCAUUACAAAACAUUGUAAUGUUUUGAUUUAGUUUGUGUUUAGUUUAUUUUAUUUUUGAGGUAGGGUCUCACUCUAGCUCAGGCUGACCUGGCACUCAUUCUGUAAUCCCAGGCCGACCUCGAACUCACAGUGAUCUGCCUAUCUCUGUCUCCCAAGUGUUGGGAUUAAAGGUGCCCGCAUAUCCAUCUGUCAUUUAGUUUUUGGCAACUGCUCAGUUAAUGGUACAAGUAGAAAGGAUUUCUGUGUAUCCAAAAGUCCCCGGAAGUAGUUAUUCACAGUAGAACUUCCUUUCUGUUCAGAAUACCUGUUGUUUGAUGUAGGGGUUCUAGUUCAGUAGUAGAGCAUUUGACUACAGAAUACCUCUUGUUUGUUUCUUAAUAACAUUGUGUUUUUAUAUGGGAUACUCUGCUAUUGGUGAUUUAUAACCACUGCUGAGAAACAGUGCUAACAUGUCUACCUGAUACAAAAACAUUGAUCGGAGAAAAAAAAUACA